Molecule: messenger RNA, 1632 nt
Organism: Falco peregrinus (peregrine falcon)
Lineage: Eukaryota; Metazoa; Chordata; Aves; Falconiformes; Falconidae
Product: ras-related GTP-binding protein A
Exons: 10
Coding region: 262-1203 (313 amino acids)
Biological process (GO): regulation of autophagy; cellular response to amino acid stimulus; cellular response to starvation
Cellular component (GO): lysosome; nucleus; Gtr1-Gtr2 GTPase complex
Molecular function (GO): GTPase activity; GTP binding
Source: RefSeq, a predicted model, not a curated record
GCCGCCGCCGAGCGCUGGGUCUCGUGAGCGCCGCUGGGGGGGGGCGGGGGGUCCCGGGUGCCGCGGCGGGAGCGGGCGAGACCCCGGCGGCGCGGCGGGCUCACGUGAGGCCGCGGCUUUGAGGCCUACCCCGGAGCGGGGGGCGCUCGGUGCCGCAGAGCUCCGCCGCCUCCGGAGCGCAGGCCGGCAGGCUCCCCCGCCGCCGCCCGCGGGCACCGCCGAGCCGGCCCGGGAGGCGCCUACCGCGGCUAGAGGUGGGUGAUGCCAAGCACAGCCAUGAAGAAAAAGGUGCUGCUGAUGGGUAAAAGUGGGUCUGGGAAGACCAGCAUGAGGUCCAUUAUCUUUGCAAACUACAUCGCCAGGGACACACGGCGCCUGGGUGCCACAAUUGAUGUGGAGCACUCCCAUGUUAGAUUUCUAGGAAACCUGGUAUUAAACCUCUGGGACUGUGGAGGACAGGACACCUUCAUGGAGAACUACUUCACCAGUCAGCGGGACAACAUCUUCCGCAACGUAGAAGUCCUCAUCUAUGUCUUUGAUGUAGAGAGCCGUGAACUGGAGAAGGACAUGCACUACUACCAGUCAUGCUUGGAGGCAAUUCUUCAGAACUCUCCUGACGCAAAGAUCUUUUGUCUAGUGCACAAGAUGGACUUGGUGCAGGAGGAUCAGCGGGAUUUGAUUUUUAAAGAGCGUGAGGAAGACUUGAAGCGCCUUUCCCGUCCCUUGGAAUGUGUGUGUUUUAGAACUUCCAUCUGGGAUGAAACGCUUUACAAGGCCUGGUCCAGUAUAGUCUAUCAGCUGAUCCCCAACGUCCAGCAGCUGGAAAUGAACCUGAGGAACUUUGCUCAGAUCAUCGAGGCAGAUGAAGUGCUUCUGUUUGAGAGAGCCACUUUCCUGGUCAUUUCUCACUAUCAAUGCAAAGAACAGCGGGAUGUCCACAGAUUUGAGAAAAUCAGCAACAUUAUUAAACAAUUCAAGCUGAGUUGCAGUAAGCUGGCAGCUUCUUUCCAGAGUAUGGAGGUCAGGAACUCUAACUUUGCUGCUUUCAUUGACAUCUUUACAUCAAAUACAUAUGUGAUGGUGGUCAUGUCAGACCCUUCAAUACCUUCUGCAGCUACGCUGAUCAACAUCCGCAAUGCCAGAAAACACUUUGAGAAGCUGGAGAGAGUGGAUGGACCAAAGCACAGCCUGCUUAUGCGCUGAACGUUGGCCAAGGCACGUGGCCUUUGGGGGGAGAAAAAAUGAAUUGGAACUACUUAUUUUUAGGAGAAUCUAACAAUGUCGAUGUCUUUGUUGGGCUUUGAAAUGAGUGUGCUGCUUUAUUUUUUCUCCUUUUAACGUUGGACACUAGUCACUCCGAGGAUGGCUGGAUACACUGCGGACCUUCAAAAGAGACUUCCCUGGCGUACGUGGGGUUGGGAAGAAGUAAGGACAGGUGAUGUGCACGUGGCCUCAUACUCCUGGUUGUCAUAGUGGCACAUGGCAGAGCCAUUUUUUGGAUGUUUUUGCUCCCGGGUGAUCAUACAAGUCACAGGAAUGGAAUAUUUACUGUUUUAUUGGUUGGUUGCUAGAAUACGUUUAUAAAUUUCUCCUUGUCUUCAGUCAUGAAAAUAAAUUUUUUGCUACCAGGGA